This is a messenger RNA of Ilex paraguariensis (yerba mate), 606 nucleotides long. The record is from the annotation of a GenBank genome assembly. NCBI's taxonomy places the organism in Eukaryota, Viridiplantae, Streptophyta, Magnoliopsida, Aquifoliales, Aquifoliaceae.
AUGGUGAGGCUAACGGCUGAUUUGAUUUUGAAAAGCCCUCACUUUUUCAAUGCCAUUGCCGAGCGCGAAUUAGAUCUUCGAGGUUCGUUUGCUCUAUAUUCACGCGAACACGUUUGUGUGUGUGUGCGCGCGCGCGUAUAUAAAUACAUAGUUGGCAAUAAGAUUCCAGUUAUAGAGAACGUGGGUGCGACCGAGGAUCAGUUUGACACCAUUGAUUUGUCUGAAAAUGAGAUAGUAAAGCUUGAGAACUUUCCCUAUCUAAAUCGGCUUGGCACUUUGUUGCUAAACAACAACAGAAUUACCCGUAUCAAUCCCAACAUUGGAGAGUUUUUGCCAAAACUGCACACUCUUGUUCUUACUAGUAAUAGACUCACAAAUUUGGUUGAAAUUGAUCCACUUGCAUCACUUCUGAAGCUUCAGUUCCUUAGCCUGCUGGAUAAUAAUAUCACAAAGAAACCCAAUUAUCGCUUGUAUGUCAUCCACAAGUUGAAGUCUCUGCGCUUGCUAGAUUUCCGAAAAGUGAAACAAAAGUACCUGCAUUACCAAAAUGCCGCCACCCCCUUCCCAGUUGUGAUUGCAUCCAUCACUUCUGAACUACUGCAGUGA